AUGGACGGGCAGCAGCAUGUGGAUCCGAGCCAGGGAAACGUUCCACCUGGUCGGAAUCAACAUCCGAAUGGACAUCCACAGUUCCAUCAGCAGCAGCAGCUGCCUCCUCAAGCUCCGCAAGGGCACAAUCCGGGAAGCAGUCCACCCGGUCAGCAUACGCAGUAUCGCCAGCAGCCGAUUUACCCUCCAGGGAUGUCGGCAGACAAUGUCAUCGUGCAAAUCUUGCAACAACUGCAGCAGCAGCAGGCAGUCACGAACCAGCUUCUUCAACAACAGCGCGAAUCCGCCCAGCAACAACAGGGGUUUCUGCAGCAGCAGGAAGCGCUUUUCCGGAAUGCCAUGGCUUCUAUCAAUGUCAGCGUUCCGCCAAAUCCAGAAGCGAUUCUGGACUCUUUAGCUGGUAACAUCAAAGAGUUCCAGUUUGAUCCUGAGAACCACUGCACCUUUGCUGCUUGGUUUGCGCGCUACGAAGAUCUUUUCGCCAAGGAUGCGCAGAGGCUCGAUGACGAUGCGAAGGUAAGGCUACUUUUGCGUCGCCUGGGAACCAACGAGCACUACAGGUAUGUGAGCUACAUACUUCCCAGUACGCCGAAGGACUUCACAUUCGACGUCACAGUUCAGAAGCUCACAGCGCUGUUCGGGACCACGGAAUCAACGGUGAAGAAACGCUACAGCACGCUCACCAUCACUAAAGUCCCGACUGAAGAUUAUGUCACUUUUGCGUGUCGGGUGAACAAAAUGUGCGUAGAAUUCGAGCUGACGAAGAUGUCCGAGCAGCAAUUUAAGUGUUUGAUGUUCGUUUGCGGAUUGAAGGGAGAGUGCGACGCCGAUGUACGAACCAGGUUGUUGGCGAAGAUCGAGAGCAACGAUGACGUCACCCUGGAAGCGAUGAUCGAGGAAUGUCAGCGGCUUAUUAAUUUGAAGAACGACACAGCGAUGAUCGAAGGCCCAUCGGGACAGGUGCAAGCAAUCCAAAGAGGUCCACAGCAUCAGAGUAAGUUCCGGAAGCGGUCAAACGAAAGGCGUAAUGCUCCACGAGCACCAGAUGAGCAGAAGAAGGUACCAGCCACUCCGUGCUGGAAUUGCGGUGCGAUGCAUUUCUCAAACCACUGCAGUUUCCGGAAUCACCGAUGCACCGAAUGCAGGCAGUUUGGCCAUAAAGAGGGUUACUGCUCAAGUGCCAAGCGAUCGUCCAAGCCAAGGAAGCAGCGUAGCGGAAAGUUCUCCACCAAGACCAUUGCACUUACCGUCGGUAACGUCCAGAGCAAGCGGCGAUUUGUGCAGGUGGAAAUCAACGGCGUACCUGUGCGUCUUCAGCUGGAUACGGCGUCGGACAUAACCAUUGUGUCCGAGCAGGUCUGGAAGCAACUAGGCCAACCAACAGUGGUUCCAGCAACACAGAUCGCCAAAUCAGCAUCGGGUGAACAACUCGAUUUGGAACACGAAUUCGCAUGUGAGGUGUCUUUCAACGGGUUGGCCCAGCAGGGCCGCAUUUUUGUCUCCAAGCGCUCGCUCAACUUACUGGGCAUCGACUUCAUCGAUAAGUUCAACCUUUGGUCACUACCGAUGGACAACUUUUGCAAUCAGGUGAGCGGUGUGCCUGUUGAUGCCAGUUCUUUGCAGAAAGCGUACCCCAAGCUGUUCAGCAACACGCUGGGCCUGUGCAACAAGGCCAAAAUCAAGCUAGCUCUCAAGGAAUCCUGCCGACCGAUCUACCGCCCUCGCAGACCGGUUUCAUACGCCAUGCUACCAACAGUGGAUCAAGAGCUCGACCGUCUGGAACGGUUGAACAUCAUUUCACCAGUGGACUAUUCCGAAUGGGCAGCGCCAAUCGUGGUGGUCAGGAAGGCGAACGGCAGCAUUCGCAUUUGUGGAGAUUACUCCACUGGACUGAACGAGCGACUCCAACCUCAUCAAUACCCGCUCCCCCUGCCACAGGAUAUCUAUUCCAAGUUGGCGGGUUGCACGGUGUUCAGUACGAUCGAUCUGUCGGACGCGUUCCUUCAAAUGGAGGUCGACGAAAGUUCCCGUAGCAUGCUCACGAUCAAUACACACCGUGGCCUGUAUCAGUAUAAUCGAUUGCCACCCGGUGUAAAAGCUGCUCCAGGUGCAUUCCAGCAAAUGAUAGACACCAUGCUGGCCGGACUACCGGGUACAUCUGGCUACUUGGACGAUGUCAUCGUCGGUGGCAAGAACGCCGAGGAGCACCAACGCAAUCUUCACGCAGUUUUGCAGCGGAUCCAAGAGUACGGAUUCACUAUACGUCCUGAAAAGUGCUCCUUUGCGAAACAUCAGCUCGGGUACUUGGGUCUUCUGCUGGAUCGCCAUGGAAUCCGCCCGGAUCCUGUCAAGAUCGCAGCAAUCAAGAACAUGCCACCACCGAAGGACAUUAGCGGAGUUCGCUCUUUUCUAGGCGCUAUAAAUUAUUAUGGGAAAUUCGUCCCAAAUAUGAGAACUCUUCGCUAUCCGUUGGACGAGUUACUCAAAUGCAGCUCAUCGUUCAACUGGACCCCAGAAUGCCAGCAGGCGUUCGACAAAUUCAAGGAAAUACUGUCCUCCGACCUCCUGCUCACCCAUUAUGACCCGAAGCAAGAAAUAAUAGUGUCCGCCGACGCGUCAUCAGUUGGAGUUGGGGCAACUAUAAGCCAUAAGUUCCCUGACGGCAAAGUCAAAGUCAUCCAGCACGCUUCCCGGGCACUGACAGCGGCGGAAACAGGAUACUCCCAGCCGGAUCGAGAGGGUCUAGCGAUUAUAUAUGCAGUAACAAAAUUCCAUAAGUUCAUCUUUGGAAGAAGAUUCCGGCUUCAAACAGACCAUGCGCCGCUACUACGGAUUUUCGGGUCCAAAAAGGGCAUCCCGGUUUACACGGCCAACCGGCUCCAGCGCUGGGCCCUAACACUACUCAACUACGACUUCUCCAUGGAAUACGUCUCGACUGACAAGUUCGGGAAUGCUGAUGUGUUGUCCAGGCUCAUCGACCAGCAUGCCAAACCAGACGAGGAUUUCGUCGUGGCCUGCACCACCUUGGAGGAAGAUUUGAGGUCAGUAGCGGUCAAUAGCGUAAAUUGUUUGCCUCUCAGUUUCAGCAUGGUCCAACAAGCAACCAAAACCGAUCCAGUUCUUCGCAAAGUGUAUCGUUUCGUCCGAGAUGGUUGGCCCACAUCGAAGCACGAUCUACGGGACAACGAACUACGGCAAUUCCACGACCGCCAAGAAGGGCUGUCGAUCGUCCAAGAGUGCAUUAUGUUCGGGGACAGACUGGUGAUCCCCGCAGUUUACCGGAAGAGGUGCUUGAAUCAACUCCACAAGGGCCAUCCGGGCGUGCAGCGGAUGAAAGCCAUUGCACGCAGCUAUGUGUAUUGGCCAGGAUUGGAUGAGGAAAUAUCCAGCUUCGUUAAGGCUUGUCAGCACUGUGCAUCUGCAGCACGGUCUCCUCCAAAAGCUAGACCGGAACCGUGGCCAACUACAACCGCUCCAUGGCAGCGUGUUCAUGCUGACUAUGCGGGCCCGUUGGAUGGAGAGUUCUACCUCAUCGUCGUUGAUGCUUAUAGCAAAUGGCCAGAAAUUUUUCCGACCCGCCAAAUUACGACGAAAGCCACCAUCAACCUGCUUCGCUCGCUCUUCGCCAACAAAGGGAUGCCGGAACUUCUCGUUACAGACAACGGCACCCAGUUCAAGAGCGCGGAGUUCAGCCAGUUUUGCAGCGAAAACGGUGUACGACACAUCACCACGGCACCGUUUCACCCACAAUCAAACGGCCAAGCCGAACGGUUUGUCGACACUUUCAAGCGAGCGGUUCGAAAAAUCCAGGAAGGAGAAGGCACUAUCAAGGAAGCACUUGACCUUUUCCUGAUGACCUACCGCACUACACCCAAUCCGAACGUGCCAGACAAGAAAUCACCUGCAGAAGCAAUGUACAAUCGACCACUGCGAACAACCAUGGAUCUUCUUCGAGCACCACCCGAACAAGUAGCAGAUCAAGCCAACUCGAGUCAAACCAGAACGUUCGCACCUAAGGAUUUCGUGUACGCCAAAGUCUAUUCACGUAACAAAUGGACUUGGACGCCGGGUACCGUGGUCGAGAAAGUGGGCAAGGUGAUGUACAACAUCUGGUUGAAUGACAGGAGGAUGAUUCGGUCCCACAUAAACCAGCUUAGGGCCAGGACCGGGACCAUAGCGAAGUCACCAUCGUCAAAGCAACAGCUGCCAAUCAACAUCCUGUUGAAUGAAUGGAAACUGUCCACCGCUUCAACGCCUAUAGUGCGGGCGUCCACACCACCACCGCUGGGAAAUGUCGAACCGACGUCGCCAACGUCGAUAGUGGGUCAGCCUGUGGCCUCCCCAGCAUCCAGUAGUUCAAGCUCAACUUCAACUUCGUCUUCAUCAGCGGACUUCCGAUCUGCUAACGACUCGUCUCCUGCGGUCAGGCUACCUAGGCGCUCUUCUCGCAACCGAAGACCGCCUCAAUGGUUCCAGGCGUACCGCAGAUAUUAA
Messenger RNA from Aedes albopictus (Asian tiger mosquito), 4494 nucleotides. RefSeq lists its product as uncharacterized. Gene Ontology annotation, biological process: DNA integration. The transcript has a single exon. NCBI's taxonomy places the organism in Eukaryota, Metazoa, Arthropoda, Insecta, Diptera, Culicidae. Gene Ontology annotation, molecular function: nucleic acid binding. The record is from RefSeq and is a predicted model, not a curated record. Bases 1 to 4494 code for a protein of 1497 amino acids.